Anopheles stephensi (Asian malaria mosquito) is the source of this 1557-nucleotide messenger RNA. RefSeq names its product E1A-binding protein p400-like. The transcript is spliced from 4 exons. NCBI's taxonomy places the organism in Eukaryota, Metazoa, Arthropoda, Insecta, Diptera, Culicidae. The record is from RefSeq and is a predicted model, not a curated record. Bases 669 to 1301 code for a protein of 210 amino acids.
UCAAGUUGGCAGAAACGUCAAACGCGCCCUCGCCGAAGUGAUCUCACGCGGGUGAGAAGUGAUGAGCGCGGAGUGAAUAAAGAAAUCGCAUCUGUGGGCAUGAAAAUGUGGCUUUUUGUUGCUGGAAAUGCAUCCUGUGUAGAUAAAUGCAUUUUGUAUGAAAAACAUCCUCAAAUAGGAGUUCCAGUGAGGAAGGAACACAGUGUGUUUGCGAAUCGAGCUGUUGUGUUUGUGUGAGAACGAGAUGAGAUUCAUCUCGCCCAAGUGAGAAUCAUCGGCACACUGCUCACUAUUGGUGAAAAAUAUUCGUAUUCAUGUUUAACUGCUUUUUUUCGAGCAUGUGCUGAAUGAUUAUUUUGCAAAAAUUUUCUGCACCUGUUUUUACUGAUAUAAUAUAUCUGAGGGAACAUUUUGCGUUGCGCUAACUGAAACUCAUCAGACGGCGGAGGUUUUUCCAGUUUGUUUGCGGCUUUGUUAGAACUAGCGAGGACCAUUUCAUUCAACGUUUCCGCAUGGUGUGAAUUGCUCGCAUCAGACGGACGGGGUUGCAUGUCUACUACCCAAACACGACCGUACGCUCAGUUGAAAUUUCCGUCCUUUCGAGAAGGUUGUGCUGAAGAACGGUUCCCGCAACGGUGUUGUGACUGGAUCGCAAAAAAGAAAAGAAAAUGGCGACUUGCAUCUUGUUAAAAUACUUUUCCUGCUUUUGUUUGGUUUGGUUCGGAAGCAUCGUAGCCGCGAUUCCAGUGCUAGAAUCGGCCCCUGGAAUAGAGAUUAUACCGGCCGCAUUUUCAGAGGGCGAUACACCGCAAUACGUCGUAGUGGAAUUAAAUAAAGGAACGAACACUAACAAUCUUCAACAGGCUGUGAUGAAUGUGCCUGAAGUACAGCAGCCUCAGCCAGUGACUCAGGCACCGCCGGUUGUCCAGUACCAGCAGCCAGCAACGCAGCAGCAGCCACAGUACCAGUACGCACAACCGCAGCCAGUGUACCAACAGUCGCCCUACUAUCGACCCCAACCACAAGUAGUGCAAUAUCCUGCGCCACCUGGCUCACCCUACUACAGUGCACCGGCAUCAAGUUUCUCACCGUACGGAUCACCUCAACCGGGUCCCUACUAUCCGGGUCCCAUCGGAGAAAGAGGUGGAUUUUUGAGUGGCUUAUCCGGACCCGGCAGCGGUUCGCGAUACUCACCGUUCGGUGGUUCACUACCGUCGGGCUUAUCUACCGGAGCCUCGUUACUUGGUGCUGCUUUGCUAAAACUUCAGCUAAAAGGCAACAAUCGCAAAGAGUGCGAAUAAUUUUAGUUUCUUCCGACGUCGUUAGUUUGUCCACUAAAAAUGUUUUUCGUUUCGGGGUGAAUGUUUUUCUUUUGCUCCCCCCCCCGUGUUUGUCGUAAUAAACUUUCCCAGAUUUUUCCACCAGCUGUCAGCUGCCAACGUCAAAACAUGUCAAGUUGGCAGAAACGUCAAACGCGCCCUCGCCGAAGUGAUCUCACGCGGGUGAGAAGUGAUGAGCGCGGAGUGAAUAAAGAAAUCGCAUCUGUGGGCAUGAAAA